CCACAUAGAGCCAUGGAGACUUGAACCAGCUGACGGAAUCCUGGUCUCCUUGCAGGUCCUGUUGUCUCUGCAGGAUCACACGCGCUGCCGCAUUGCGCAUGGUCCUCUGUUGUUGCGGCAGCACCCCGAGCAUCCCUGGUCGUCCAGAACAACGGUUGUCAUGGAGACAUUAAUUCGCUCAGAAAAGGCAGAAUUCGACACUCCCACCCCCCACCCCCCGAGGCUUUUGGCGGGAAAAGCAGGCGGGGGUAGACGACUAUGAUUUUGGUAAGAGAAAGAUACCAUUACUCGAAUCAGCCCCCGUCUCUAUGGGAACACGACGGGCCGUUGUCAGGAUGUGGGGUCCUUGGGAGUGGGAGUCCAGCUGCGUCCACCUCCGGUGUUCAUCCACCGCCGGCCUCCCAUCCCCCCGCCUGGCCCCAGCCUGGCCGGAUCUGUUUUUCUAAACCGAGAAAGGAGUGACUCACCACUCCGGUUUCAAAACAGGCCAUGAGGGGGGUGGGGGUGGGGGUGGAGGGAGCUAACGUUAAGGCGCUGUUUAAACAGGUGUUUCAGCUCACCACGCAGUCGUCUCAUGCUACAGUAGACAUGAGCAACUACAUGUCGUGUGUAAAGUGUGCCGUGACCUCAGGAAAUUGCCAAAUCUGAGUAAAUUUGGCUAUACUUUUACGUUUUAAGGAAUUUCAUGCAGUCUUCGCUGUAUUUUUGGAAAAAUGCAUUGUGCAUUAUACAUUUAGUUUAAAAUCAGUGACAGGGCAGUCAUGUGAAAGUCCAGUCUGCAUCUCUUUUGAAGGAGAAAAGGAAGCAGGAGAAGGAUUAAUGAGGCAUAAGAAAGCCAUAUGUAGACGCAAGCAGGACAGACAGACUUCCCCUAAUGGUGGAGCAUUCUAAAAAAAAUGUUGAUGAAAAUAUAUUGAUCUUAUUGAUGAAAAACAAUGAGCCAUGUGGUAACAGUUUAUCUGCUUCUUUAAAUAAACCCCUGCUGUGGGCCUUUCAGCAAAGAAAACAUGCUUUUGUUCUGAAGUUUCUACCAUCUACUAUUACUCUACAAGUGGCCUCAAUCAAUGUUUUGCUUGGGAAACAUUUCCUACCCCCGCUGGCCUAUAUUUUUAUUAGCUAAUUAGUUUGAGGAUCAGAUCUAUUGUUUGUUGACGAGACAGAGACUUUGAGGUCCUCAGGCCCUGCUUCAGAGACAUUUCGGCCCACUCCCAUGUAUUCCAUCCCUGUGACCUUAACAAAUAAACCCUCUACCUAUUCUCUGAUGGCCGGGUGAGGGUUUACAGAGCUACAACUUCCGUGAUCUGGUCCUCCUGUGGACUCCCUGUCCUAAGGCUGAAAAGCAACUCGGUAAUGACAGGUCUGGAAAAAGAAAUGGUGUUUACACUAUGGGGCAACAUCUGAUGACAAAAUAUUGAUGGGACUCCAAAGUGCGUUUGUGCGAAGGUCUUCCAACUAUUUUUGUGCAGGCAAUGUGUGGUUUUGUCGAAAUCCAUUUCCCAGACCUGUGCUCCUUCCCUAUUCUGGUACUUUUUUCUAUAAAUAAAAAAAAGGGUUUCACAGGCCGGCAACCCUUUGUUGGGAUCACAAAAUAACAGCUGUAACUUAAUACCCCAUUUGGAGUGUAGGCCACAGGAAGCGGCUAUAAUUACUAUUUUCACACAAAAGAAACAACUCACAAAAAUGCAGUUAGCUGUUUUCAAGGUUAUUAAACUUACAGUCGUCAAUGGCACUUCUUGGUUAUGUUAACCCAUGCGCAUGUUUGUUAAAUGCUGUUGUGCAUCAUAACAGCAGAGUCAAAGUAUUUUUUGGAGAUCAGUUUAUAGAUUUUGGGCGCUAUUACCUUCAUUUUACACACAGGGUGUUUGGAAAUGAGUGCAUAGUCCAACAUCAAAACAUAAUAACAUAAUAGUGACACAUACAAACUACAAACCAGUGUUUACCAGGGACCAAUAUUUGCUAGUAUAAACAUAUGUUGAACCUGUAUUCAAUAUAUUGUGUCAUAGAGCUAAUGUAAUAUGUGGAAAUCACAUUCUCCCUUCAUAAAUAUGUCAAUAGCCCCAUCACAGGUGAAUUCAUUCCCCUAAAAACAAAUUGAGCUAGAUAAGCUAUAGUUAUAUAUCUUAAAUGUAUAUAAAACCCUUUACAACUGCCUCAGAUAAUGAAUUGUGCUGUAUUUGUAAACUUGUCUUGUCGCUUUACUUUUUCACAUUACAUUGUUCCCAACAUUAUGUCUCAAUUAACCAGCGAUAAAGCUACAGUAGAACAUAAAUCAGAAUUACAGGUUUUCAGCUAAACAAAUUUAAAAAAACAAGGCAUUAACCAUCGGAUUCAUAAUUAAUAAUAUAUGAUUCAUUAUAUUUUAUGAUUGUCAGAGGGAAAUUACGUUGGGCCUCUGCCUCACGAUCACUACACUCAAAACUGGCAACUCUAAUGUAUAUUGUCUGAUUCUCCGCCUCUCCUAAUAGGCUACUGGUCUUUGAGAUCAAACCUUCAGAAAAUAGAUUAAUUAAACAUACAUAUGAGAAAAGCCAAAUGUACUUUGAUACCAAAGUGUUUUGAGAUGUGACGUAAAAUAUACUUUACAUGUAAAUGGCAAUUCAUUUAUUAUUUUGUAGAGACCUUAUAAUGUGUUUUAUGUCAUGAUUCUCUGUUACUCCGUUAUUAAAAGGGGGAACAUCCUUUAAUAAUGGUCAUAUAUACAUUUGUACAUAGUCUGUAAGAAUAUCUUAAUAUUCGUCUUAAGGCUGCAGUCUUGUUUUGAUAUGGCCAUAAUGUCCACGAGUUAAAUAUAUUUAAAAUAUGUAAUCUGACAUUAACCAAAAAUUAAAAUGUGAUCCGACUGUAUGUUCUCUGGUUAUUUCGGUGAGGGUCAACAACGCCCGUAUGUGAGCGACACUCGGGAGCCACUCUUCACUUUUAUGUUUAACGUGUCGUUAACGGCAUUAACCACCACACGGUGAGUCAGCGUAGCUGUUGGCUGUUAAUGUUCAAACUCACCGGCUGUCAAAAAAAAUAAAAAUAAACCGUCUAGCGGUGGUUGAUCUCACGGCGGUUACAGUGCGGGAAAUUAACAUUAACUCAACCGCCCCCUUGCUCAACGGAUUUUUACAACGGCUGUUUCUUGGCUGGCUUUUACCCACAGUCAUGUGAUUGUAACGUAAAACCCCUAACCGGAAAACAACGACGGACGACCCUCUCCGCCGCCAACGAAUGCUGCGUUCGCUAGCAACAGUACAAGCCGCUGCGAGCCCAGAGAGGACGGACGAGUCCCCGGUAACAAACAAACAACGGCGACACGGCAAACUCCACGGGUCUAAACCGGAGAGCAGGUUAAAGAAUGGAGUUGGCCAACCAUGGUCUUAUCCUGCUGCAGCAGCUUAACGCUCAGAGGGAGUUUGGCUUCCUGUGCGACUGCACUGUGGCGAUCGGAGAUGUCUUCUUCAAAGCCCACAAAGCCGUCCUUGCUGCCUUCUCCAACUACUUCAGAAUGCUCUUCAUUCAUCAGGACAGUGAUUGUGUGCGUCUGAAGGCUGCUGACAUACAGCCAGAUAUCUUCAGCUACCUCCUCAACCUGAUGUACACAGGCAAGCUCGCACCCCAGCUGAUAGACCCUGCACGGCUGGAGCAGGGGGUCAGAUUCUUGCACGCCUAUCCACUCUUGCAGGAGGCCAGCCAGUCUGUGUAUUCCCACGCUGAGCAGCACAGCAUCAACCUUUCCACCUCUCUCUACGGCAUCCAGAUCUCUGACCAACAGGUAGGGCUGUCAGCCAGAGUGGCCUCUCGGCAGCAGCUCUCUGCUCCUUUUGACAUGGAGCAGCUGAGCUCAGAGGGGAAGUUUCUAUCCACACCGGCUGCCACGGCUUCAUACGCCAACUCCUUACUGUCCAAGCUCGUUGCCACUCCCCCAGACGCGGAGGCCUCGACCAGUGGCACCAAGCCUACAGCUGAGGAGGGGGAGAUGGACUCGCAAAGUGCAGGUGGCCCCUCAGCCAGUGCCAUCCUUCAUGUAAAGCCCAGCAUCAUGAAGAGGAACUCCUCCUUUAGGAAGCAUUACUCCUGUCAUCUGUGCAGGACUCGAUUCACCCAGAGAAGCCUGCUGAGAGAGCAUCUCCUCCAACAUACCCAUGCUCUACAGCAGGCGCAGGCUGAGCCCAGCAAUGCACUCUCACCUGUCAUGACUGCAGAACACAGCAUGCUCGCGUUAGACCGGGUCCUCAAGGGAAGCAAGGCAGGGUCAGGUUUAAUGUCUGCCACUCCAGCAGUUGAGCUAAUCAGUGACAACGAGCAAACGCCCGUUUCUGGAACCAACUCGGACUCCCCACGAGCAGAGGUGUCCACUUCCGGCUGGGGCGUGGGAGGAGGGUUGAAUUCUCAGGCAGACACACCGCCUCCGUCAGACAUUGCGGACAUCGACAACCUAGAGAGCGCCGAUUUGGACAGGGAAGUGAAGCGGAGGAAGUACGAGUGCUCUACCUGCGGACGCAAGUUCAUUCAGAAGAGCCACUGGCGCGAACACAUGUACAUCCACACGGGCAAGCCCUUCAAAUGCAGCGCUUGCGGCAAGAGCUUCUGCCGGGCCAACCAGGCGGCCCGCCACGUGUGCCUGAACCAGGGGGCCGACACCUACACCAUGGUGGACCGGCAGAGCAUGGAGCUGUGCGCCGCAGGCGACGACAGCAGCCAGAUGGAGGCGAUGUUCCUGGGCUCAGCGAAGCCUUACAAGUGCAACAUUUGUGCGACCACCUUCUCCAGUCCCAACGAGGUGAUCAAACACUUGUGCUUCACGCAAGGGGGAUUGGUGGGGCUGCAGGGAAACGCGGGCGCGCUGAUGCUGCUCCAGCGUGAAGAGUACUCCAAAGAUGACGGCUCUGAUUUGUCCAACUCCGGCACCCCACUGGAACCCAUAAAGACUGAGGAGAUCCUCGUAGAGUAGCGCCAACACUUUCUAUUUGUCCUUUUUAACAUGUAUGUUUACUUUCUAAAUUCUGGUUAAUAGGUAAGCUGAAGGUGAAGUUAGUCAGGGUAUGUAUGUUUGAGCUCCUCAACCUACGAAAACAGUAAAGUGUUUUUUCCAUGAGUUGAAUGGGGGGUGGGAGUGGGGGUUACAGUAUUUUGGACAUUUAUGGUCCUCAAAGCGAAAAUUAAAUAGUGAUGUAAAUCCCCUAUAUCUCUGGAGUUCAGUCUAACAUCAAUAAAGAAACACAUAACUUUACCAUUUGACUUGAGGCUAAAUUACCAAUAAGGGGGAUGAAGUAACUAAUACUUUGUUUCAUCCAAUCGUUCUAUGGUUGGUGUUCAUUAGUAUUAGACUUUCAGGCUGCACAACAUUGUUUUUCCUUUGCCUCAACAGCUACAGUUGUGGUCAGGCUGCAUAGGCAGACUUUGAGUUUAAGAGGAAGAGGAAGCUGAGACGGUUCCGGAGGCCGCACCAUGUGAGAUGAGUUUGCUGUGCUAGAUUUGAGGAGGAGAAGCGGCUGCACAGUAGAGUUGUUUUUUCAUGGCCACAAAUGAGAGACUUAUUCUGCAGGUCAGGUAGAGAUUAUGAUUCCAGCUAAAAGUACACAACAUAUUCAUACCCGAGACAAUCUGUGCCCUUUUUUGAGUAGCUGCCUGAUAUGCAGGAGAGUACACGUCUUCCACUCGUGUUUGGGUUGUUUAUGCUCGGCAGAAUGAAUAACUUGAAUAGUAAAGUAUUUACCAUUAUUUUCAUCCUUCUCAGCAACCGUUUAGUUGUUGGUAGUUUAGUUGUUACUCUGUUUUCUUGACUGCUAGUGUAAUUAUGGUUCCUGUGACCGUACAUCUAAUUAAAGCACAAUUGCUCUUCAUACUAGAGUUGGGCCACUAAAUAAAUUGGUCACAACAAGCAAAAGUGUUCCUUGUGUUUACAGUUGAGCCCUUUUGAUUCUAGUUUACUUUCCAUUUUUACUUAUGUUGUAUAUCUCGUGUUGAAGGAGCAGCAUGUUUCUUCAGACACACACACACCUUGGUUAGAGGCUGUCCUAUACAACAUUGUACAGCUUGUCUUUAUAUAAUUAGUUUCAAUCUGCUCCUAGAAGCCCAUCAUUUCUGUUUGACAUGCUUUUCUAAUUUUAAAUACAAUUAUAUAUUUUAAAAAAUUACUUUAUAUUGCAACGGUUUAUGUAUAUUAUGAGACGAAUGGCUUUCAAACUAGGAUUACAUUUGGUUUAGUAAAAUGUUAUGUAAAAGGAAUGGGCAUGAUCAUUUCUUAAAGAAAUAGGCUAAAAUAUGUUAGAAUAACAAAACACAUAUUUGGCAUUUUAAGUAUCUUCACUUUGCCAAAUGCGUUCUUAUUUCUAACCGUCUUCUUAUUUUUGUGUGUAAAGGGAAACAUUUUCUCUGUAUUGUUGAGACUGUCUGACAUUAAUAUUUGUUCUUUAACAAAUCGGAAAAGGAAGUAGUAGUUUCAGAAGUAGUCAUUUCUAGAAAACAUGGAAGAAAUAAUGCCGGUGAACAUGUUGACACCUCUGUGAUGCAGAUGUGCUGGAGUAAGAAUGAUCCACCUGUCAGUAUGGAGUUCAUAUGAACUCAGGCAGGGAUGACGGUGCGACACGGGGACGGUUAGCUUUAAUACGAAAGAGGAAAUGACAGGGUAUCUCUAUACUCGACUGUCUGGACACAUACGUGUUGUGUGAAUAUGAAAGAUGCCAUUAAUAGUAACUUAGAAGGACAUCCCUUGUUUGGGAUUACAGACACUUUCUAAGAACUACUGAUGACUGGAAAUUGUGAAAGUUAAGAGUUAAAUUGUUGAGUUAAUGUGAAGCAGUUGUGUGAUUUCUCAUGCUGAAACAUGUCAAGUGUAACAAAAGCAUAAUAGGAAUUCAUGAACAAAAUUCUCAAUUGGGCACCUCGGGUUGAGAUGGUUAAGUUUAUUCAAGUUUUGAAGUAUUGCUGUCUUCUGUUUAUUUCUUAUUUUUACUUUUUUUUGUUUUUUACUUUGCAGCCUGGAUUUUAUUAUGAAUGAUAUUUUAGGGAGGCUUGUGAAACUGUUUUAAUAUUGUUAUUGUUCCUUCUAGUGGAAAAUAAAUUCUGCAUGGUAAAGUUAUUGCAACAGCAUUGCCUUUCUUUGCAGCCAAUACUAACCAUUAGAAUGCAAAAGAACGAAUAGAUGUUUUAGUCUGACAUUUGUCUCCCACAUUUCUGCCUGACGCAGCGACGGGAGCUUUUUAUCCCAGAGAACAAGCUAUCAAUCCAAAAGACUAAUCUAGAGUGUCAGUCAUAUAUAUUUCACAAAAUAAUUUUAAAGCAGUUUUUAACUAAGCCACACAGAAGCUCAUUCAUGUGUAUUGUAGAAAGUAUUAUUAAAUGUAGUCUUUGUGGGAUUUAUUGACUAGUUUCCAUCUUUUUAGUAUUUAUUUUCUGAACAUAUACAAAAAAAUACCCAUCCCUAGUAUAACAUGCAUCUUUUUUCUUUUGAGCCUCAGCCUCAAGUCAGGGUUUGUGACCGAGAGGAUGAGGCCCAGUUCUGAUUUGGUUUACCUGGUAUUCUUGUUCUUUGAAUCCUAUGUUGCUGCUUUGAUGCAAUGAGCCCAGUGAUGAGCUAGAUGGAGCUGUUUUUCUUAUUUGUCUACUCAGGUCGAGGGAGAAGGCUGUCCAAUUUGAAGUAGUAUUUCUGGGCUGUGGGUUUUCAAUAAUUAUACCAUGAAUCAAUAUGCCAUCACAUUUUGGUUAAAAAUAAAAGAAGAAAAGAUCCCAAAUGGCGGUGAACUUCUUCUUGCAAGUGUUAAGUGUUGACUAAUGGAAGGAUUCUUGUUUGUCUCCCAUGUUUCUUUUUCUUUGGGGCAACUGAAAUGUACUACUGACAUUCAUUUCUCAGAGCUCAAUUGGUGCACAGAAAGAUGCAUAGCUUUAUGAAAAGUCUAAAUCCUUCCUCAUUUCAAAGUUGUAAUUGUCCUUCUGCCACACCAGUCUUGUAACCUAUUGGUUUGUGUAUGUGGGUGUUUAAAUAUCGCCGUAUCUCAGGAAGAGGAGAACGUCGUCAUUGUCUUUUCUGUCCACUGUUUCUAAAAACAAUGAUGUCAUUUCAAACCCCCGAUCGUCCUGCCCAAUGCCCAUCUGUGAUCAAUAUGUGUUCUCAGGAAUGUGAGUAAACUUCUGUAUAAACAAUUUAGGUUUUUUUCACUGAAGAAUGAACAAUAAAGACAUGUUUUUUAAAAA
Messenger RNA from Pseudoliparis swirei, 8175 nucleotides. It is a transcript of the gene zbtb2b, whose product is annotated as zinc finger and BTB domain containing 2b. The transcript has 5 exons. The record is from RefSeq and is a predicted model, not a curated record. Bases 3338 to 4933 code for a protein of 531 amino acids. Gene Ontology annotation, cellular component: nucleus. Gene Ontology annotation, biological process: regulation of transcription by RNA polymerase II. NCBI's taxonomy places the organism in Eukaryota, Metazoa, Chordata, Actinopteri, Perciformes, Liparidae. Gene Ontology annotation, molecular function: DNA-binding transcription factor activity, RNA polymerase II-specific; RNA polymerase II cis-regulatory region sequence-specific DNA binding; protein binding.